This is a messenger RNA of Asparagus officinalis (garden asparagus), 537 nucleotides long. Its product is annotated as anaphase-promoting complex subunit 13. NCBI's taxonomy places the organism in Eukaryota, Viridiplantae, Streptophyta, Magnoliopsida, Asparagales, Asparagaceae. The record is from RefSeq and is a predicted model, not a curated record. Bases 35 to 229 code for a protein of 64 amino acids. Gene Ontology annotation, cellular component: anaphase-promoting complex. Gene Ontology annotation, biological process: protein K11-linked ubiquitination. The transcript is spliced from 5 exons.
CCAGACAGAGAGAGGGAGAGGAGAGGAGAGGGAGAUGGCGGAGUUGCUGAGCCUGGGAAUUCUAAUCGACGUUCUCGACGAGGAGUGGAUGAGAGACACUCUCCCUGAAGAUGAUAUCGCUCUGCCACCCGAGAUCGCCCCUCCAACCGGAGACGCUGAGGAUCCAAAUCAAGAAAGCCAACCAGUCGACGGGGAUGUGUGGCGUGAGCUUGCCCUAGAGAAUCAAUAAGGCUUUCCUUAUUGUGAUGGAAGCGACCCUCGGGCUAGGAGCCGACCUUAUUUCUAGAAGCUCGCACUAGAACAAUGGUCUGGAGGAUUCAUUUGUUUUCUUAGUUAGGUUUUUCUUUUGUGAGCCUCUUGGGGACUUACAAUUCCAGUAAUAUCUUAUGUUGGUCUGUAUAUUGUCUCUUUGGGUCUAGCAGACUUCUUCGAGUGUUGGAUAUCAAGCUUCAUGUUGCUCGCUAAUAUCAUUUCUAUUUCUGUUGCAUUAACUAUGAGAUGUUACUAUUGUUAUGCAUACAGGAUUCCAGUUGAGUA